Oryza sativa Japonica Group (Japanese rice) is the source of this 1581-nucleotide messenger RNA. Its product is annotated as transcription factor MYB35. The record is from RefSeq and is a predicted model, not a curated record. Lineage: Eukaryota; Viridiplantae; Streptophyta; Magnoliopsida; Poales; Poaceae.
AUCAUUAGAUUAUAAGCCUUACCAACCUCCAUCAGCCAGCUAAAUUAACUCGACGCCCCCUGGUAAAACUGUUGAUUUGCCGGAAGGAAGCAGUUGCAGGCGCUGGUCAUUAUAAACUUAACCAGCGCCCAUAAACUAAUCCUGCCCCCCCUGCAUGCGUCGCUGCUGAUCUAAAAAAAAAGAACCAUUUGUGCGUGAUUAUUGUUACCGGGCUCACGCCUCCGUCGCAUGGCUUCGCUUCGCCUGCCUCCUGCCAUGUUUUUACCAUGCCUUCCUCGUCAGUGAGAUCCUGUCUAUAUGUGCCGUUGCUUGCUCCGGCCUUUUGCAGUGAUCUCGUCAGAGUUGGUGUUGUUGUUGUUGAGCUCACCGUGGUAGGAGCUGAGAGGGGGAGAUGGGGCGGCCGCCGUGCUGCGACAAGGCGAACGUGAAGAAGGGGCCGUGGACGGCGGAGGAGGACGCCAAGCUGCUGGCGUACACCUCCACCCACGGCACCGGCAACUGGACCUCCGUUCCUCAGCGAGCAGGUUUGAAGAGGUGCGGGAAGAGCUGCAGGCUGAGGUACACCAACUACCUGAGGCCCAACCUGAAGCACGAGAACUUCACGCAGGAGGAGGAAGAGCUCAUCGUCACCCUCCACGCCAUGCUGGGCAGCAGGUGGUCGCUGAUCGCGAACCAGCUGCCGGGGAGGACGGACAACGACGUGAAGAACUACUGGAACACCAAGCUGAGCAAGAAGCUGCGGCAGCGUGGCAUCGACCCCAUCACCCACCGCCCCAUCGCCGACCUCAUGCAGAGCAUCGGCACGCUCGCCAUCCGCCCCCCUCCCGCCGCCGGCGCCGCGCCGCCGCCCUGCCUCCCGGUGUUCCACGACGCGCCGUACUUCGCCGCCCUGCAGCAUCAGCAUCAGCAGCAGCAGGUCGUCACGCACGUCGACGCCGACGCGCCCGCGUCGCCCGACUCGCAGCAUCUGCAGCUCAACUGGAGCGACUUCCUCGCCGACGACGCCGCGGGGCACGGCGCCGACGCGCCGGCGCCGCAGGCUGCUCUCGGCCAGUAUCAGGAGGGGUCAGCACCGGCGGCGACUGCCGUCGUGGGCGGAGGCCGCGCGUUCGGUGACGUCGACGGUGCAUCAGCUGGCGUCGGCGCCGGCACGGACGACGGCGCCGGGGCUGCGUCGGCGUUCAUUGACGCGAUCCUCGACUGCGACAAGGAGAUGGGGGUGGACCAGCUCAUCGCCGAGAUGCUCGCCGACCCGGCAUACUACGGCGGCGGUGGCGGCUCCUCCUCGUCGGAGCUCGGCUGGGGUUGCUAAUUAUACUUAACUCGUGCGUAUUAACUCAUCGAUCCGUUCUGGUGUCUACGAGACUACGAUUAUAUCCGAUCCCCAUUUCGAUUUAACUACGGGCUUGCCAGUUAGACAGUUACUCUGCUCUACUCUUGGACACUUCCUGAGCUAAUUAAUUACGCGUUCAAUGUCAUUUCAUAAAGUAAUCAAUUCAUCGUUUGAAAGUCGUAACAUUGAAAUCAAAUCAAGCAAUCGAGCAAUAGCAUGCAUGGUAGUGUACUGUUCACACCCGAAAA